GGAAGAAGUAUGUGGUUUUGUUUUCAGGAACGGACGGAGGCGUACUUCAACGGGAGCAGCACUUGAAUUAUCCACCCUCACCGACUCCAUUGUUUCCAUCUGCGCCUGUCUCUCGAAUCUCAUCUCUAAAUGUGGCGCUACUCAAUCAACGUCUUCAUUCGAUGUCUCUCACAUAGCUUGCGGGUUGAAAAUAUCGCUCGUUUCUGAUACACAAUCGUCAAUCAGCCGCUUUAUGGCAUUGAAUACCAUAAGCUAUCUCAGUCUUCUGUUCUAUCUGCAAUAUCUAUUCCGGUUAAGGCGGACGGGAGGGGCAUAUGAUGAACUAGGUCAUGGCUGAAAAGAAGAUAAUUGCAAUAUGUCAGUCUGGAGGUGAAUUUGAGACUGAGAAAGAUGGUUCUUUGUCAUAUAGAGGUGGUGACGCUCAUGCUAUUGACGUUGAUGAUCAAACGAAAUUUAGUGAGUUUAAGGAAGAAGUAGCGGAAAUGUUUAAUUUUAGUGCCAAUAGCAUGUCUAUCAAAUAUUUUCUUCCAGGGAACAAUAAGACUCUCAUUACAAUCUCUAACGACAAGGAUCUAAACCGGAUGGUUAAAUUUCAUGGAGAAUCAAGUUCUGUUGAGAUUUAUAUCUUCAUUGAGGAUGCAAUUUCCCCUGACAUAUCAAACAUGCCUGCCAGUAGGUCGAGCAGAACAACCUUGUCGGAAACAGUGGUUCCGAUUGAUGCCCCUCUUGAUGCUGUGGGUGGUGUCAUGGAUGACACUACUCAGACGGUGAUUCCACAUGAUGGAGCUCUUGAAGUUGUUGAUGAUGCCAAUCAAGUGGCCCAGAAUUUGGCAAAUGUUAUCUCAAAUGAUGAUAAGCACGCCAAAGGAGCACAGCAAUGGCAGAAUGCUAUCACGGGUGUAGGUCAAAGGUUCAGUAGUGUUCAUGAAUUCCGUGAAUCAUUACGUAAAUAUGCUAUUGCCCAUCAAUUUGCUUUUAGGUAUAAGAAAAAUGAUAGUCAUCGGGUGACUGUUAGAUGCAAAGCAGAAGGUUGUCCUUGGAGAAUUCAUGCAUCAAGGUUGUCAACUACUCAAUUGAUAUGCAUCAAGAAAAUGAAUCCAGCUCAUAUUUGUGAAGGUGCUGUUGCAACAACGGGGCAUCAAGCGACCAGAAGUUGGGUGGCCAGUAUUAUAAAGGAGAAGUUAAAAGUUUGUCCAAAUUAUAAGCCGAAGGAUAUUGUCAGUGAUAUCAAACAGGAAUAUGGAAUACAACUUAACUACUUUCAGGCAUGGCGUGGAAAAGAGAUUGCAAAGGAGCAGCUCCAGGGUUCCUAUAAAGAGGCAUAUAGUCUGUUACCUUUUUUCUGCGAGAAGAUAAUGGAGGCCAAUCCUGGAAGUUUGGCUAUUUGCACCACAAAAGAAGACUCAAGCUUCCAUCGUCUGUUUGUAUCAUUUCAUGCUUCAUUGUAUGGCUUCCAACAAGGUUGCCGGCCACUGAUCUUCCUUGACAGCAUUUCUUUAAAGUCAAAAUACCAAGGAACAUUAUUGGUUGGAACUGCUGCAGAUGCAGAUGAUGAUGUAUUUCCUCUUGCUUUUGCUAUUGUUGAUGCAGAAUCUGAUGAUAACUGGCAUUGGUUCUUGGUUCAACUCAAAUCCGUGCUAUCAACAUCCUGUCCCAUAACAUUUGUGGCAGAUAGAGAGAAAGGGUUGAAAAAUUCAAUUGCUGAGGUUUUUUCUGGUUCAUUUCAUGGCUAUUGCCUACGGUAUUUGACUGAGCAACUCUUUAGAGAUUUGAAAGGGCAAUUUUCUCAUGAGGUCAAGAGACUCAUGAUAGAGGAUUUGUACACUGCUGCUUGUGCAUCCAAACCAGAGGGCUUCCAAAGCUGUAUUGAGAGCAUCAAAAGUAUUUCAAUAGAAGCUUAUAAUUGGAUUAUACAGAGUGAACCUCAACAUUGGGCGAAUUCAUAUUUUCAGGGUGCCAGGUAUAAUCACAUGACAUCAAACUUUGGGGAGCUGUUUUAUAGCUGGGCAUCAAAUGCAGAUGAUUUGCCAAUAACACAUAUGGUUGAAGUGAUAAGGGGUAAGAUUAUGGAGUUGUUUGUUACAAGAGGGGCAGCCUCUGACCAGUGGUUGACUAGGUUAACUCCUUCCAAGGAGGAAAAGCUCGAAAAUGAAAGUAGGCAAGCUCAUUCACUUCAAGUUCUGUUGUCAGCUGGUAGCACAUGCGAGGUUCGUGGUGGCUCUGUUGAGGUGGUUGAUAUUGAUCGGUGGGACUGUAGUUGCAAAGGCUGGCAGCUAACUGGUAUUCCAUGCUGCCAUGCUGUUGCUGUCAUCAUUGGCGUUGGCCGGAGUGUUUAUGAUUAUUGCUCCAGAUACUUCACGACUGAAAGCUACAGAUUGACUUAUUCAGAGUCUUUACAUCCUCUUCCGAGCGUGGAUUUUCCGGCCCUAAGUGGUUCUGAACUUAUGGUAACUGUAACACCUCCUCCCACCCGACGACCACCUGGUCGACCUACAAAAAAGCGAUAUGGAUCACAAGGCAUAGUCAAGCGUCAGCUCCAGUGCAGCCGAUGCAGGGGACUUGGGCACAACAAGUCCACUUGUAAGGAGCCAUUGUAGAGUACUAGACAGAAAUUCCAGUGGGGAAUGGGGGAACUGGCAUCUGUACAAAACACCGAGCGGCUUUAUCAUCGAUUGGACUGGAAAGAAAACCUCCAUAGGCCUACGGUUUUCCUUUUUCUUUUUUCCUUUUUUUGGUGAUAAUAAAAUAUGGGUUAAGUUAUAAAUUCGAAUCCAUAAAUUGUAAUUAUGUUAUGGUGGCUUCGCGGGAAUCAUUAUUCAUCUGCUGCAGGUGCUAGUUUAAAUUGAUGUAUUUUCGUGCAGUUCAUUAUAGUAAAAAUCCUUACCAAGUCAGAUCCCCUUUAGCAUGGUUGAAAUCUGCGGGGGAUAUUUGGUAA
Molecule: messenger RNA, 2935 nt
Organism: Neltuma alba
Lineage: Eukaryota; Viridiplantae; Streptophyta; Magnoliopsida; Fabales; Fabaceae
Exons: 5
Coding region: 330-2597 (755 amino acids)
Molecular function (GO): protein binding; zinc ion binding
Source: RefSeq, a predicted model, not a curated record